AUGGGGCGACGAAAGCUGAACGUACGAGAAAAAUCGCGUCAAAUGGUCAAAUACGUGCAUGAACAACGAGCCGCACGUACUUUAUCGAUUGUUGUUGGAGCGUUUAUUAUAUGUUGGACGCCAUUCUUUGUCUUUUCUCCACUUACGGUUUUAUGUGAUACGUGCUUUGACUACAAGGACACGAUCUUCACAAUAGUGACGUGGGCCGGUCAUCUGAAUUCGAUGCUGAAUCCGCUAAUCUAUUCGCGUUUCUCACGUGAUUUUCGACGAGCUUUCAAGCAGAUUCUCACUUGUCAACGUGAGCAAAAAGUGAAGACAGCGUUCAAGACGCCAUUAUCGCUUGUGUUCACUCAGCUCAUCUCAGUCACUCAAAUGUGGGACCCACCACAAAAUACACCUAUUGAAUGA
Molecule: messenger RNA, 408 nt
Organism: Cooperia oncophora
Lineage: Eukaryota; Metazoa; Nematoda; Chromadorea; Rhabditida; Trichostrongylidae
Source: the annotation of a GenBank genome assembly